This is a messenger RNA of Stylonychia lemnae, 300 nucleotides long. NCBI's taxonomy places the organism in Eukaryota, Ciliophora, Spirotrichea, Sporadotrichida, Oxytrichidae. The record is from the annotation of a GenBank genome assembly.
AUGAAUUAAUAGAAAUCAGCCAAUAGUCAAGCUAAAACAGUAAAUCAAAGAGAGUUUCUUGAAGAAAAAAAAGAGUUUUCAAAGAUUCAUAAAGCUAACCUGUGCAUGUUCUUCCUCUACCUAUUUAUUUAUGGAUUCCUAGUGCUAAUGGUUAUUGCUUGGGCAAUUACACCCGAUAUGCCAAAGUCUCUUGAAGGUGAGGAUAAUACUAUGGAAUUAUCUGAUUUGAUGAAGAGUAUGCUAUAGAGUUUCCAAAAUAUGUCGAAAUAUGAAAACAAAGAAAGAGAGGGACUGUCAUGA